UUUAGAUGUAUGCUUUAUUUGGAGCCCUUAUCAGGGUAUGAUAAAUAUUAUUGGUAAAGGCCCUUUUUAGGGCCGAAUACCAAUCAGCUAGGAUAUGGAUAUCGAUGGAACAAGUAAAGGCAAAAUGUGUCUGCACAAAAUUUGUUGUAUUAUGGACAUGGACGGAUUUUCGUGCAAAUUUACUAAUGAUAGAACACAGUUUAGAACUGAAUUUCUGAUCCGAGAAAUCGGGUAUGUACGAUUUAAUCCAGAAGCGGGAAAUUUCCAGCCGUCAUCUUACAGGUUUGAUCUUCGCUGUUUCAAACAAGAAUUAAGUAGCAAAGAUGUUCUUCAAACCGUAAAUUACCAAACACGUCGUAUAACUGGAAUGUCUGUAUUUCCGUCUUCUGAAGAAGAAGUUUAUGAUUACGCAGAUAGAUUUGCUAUAAUUCAGUCAAUUUAUGACAGAUGUAAGCGACCGGGAUUUGAUAUCGUCGCUUUUAAAGGCGGUGAUUUUGAAAAAGUUAUUUUCAAGGAACUUAAAAUACCACAUAUCGAUUUAGGUCAUUAUGGUUGCCCAAAAUUCGAUGAACUCGUCCAACGGCAAUCGGUUUUCUCCAAUAUGAAGAACUGUGGCCAUCAUAAUUAUUUACUGGUGAAGAAAAUAAUUCAUUGUCCAUUAGCAGAAGUUGUUGCUUUCAAGGACUGGUUAAUUAUGAAUUCAUUGACGCUGAAUUAUAUUUUAGAAACAAGAAUUCAGAGACAUGGGCAUUCGCGAAGGGCGGAUGAGGAUGCUGGGGCACAUGAGUAAGCUGGGAAUCAAAUAAAAAGAAAGGUUCAUGCCGAAGUUGCCGAUGCAGCUCCUCAAGCGAAUCUUCAUCUGCUUCACAGUCAGCGCAUUCUCUUUGGGAGUCAUCGGAAUCUUCAGAUUCGGACUAAACUCAUCAGAAACCAAGCUGAUUCCACAGUUUUUGUCACCUUCCGUAUCUAAGUCAGUGAUAGAGUUCCUGCCUUACGUCCAGCGAUUUGAUCCUUCUAGGAUAUGUGGCUCCAGAGGUCUAGUGCUGGUCAACUCAGCUCCAAAAAAUUUGCUCAACCGUCAGGCCAUUCGAGAGACUUGGGGGCAUCCUGCCAUGACACGAUCAUCGAAUUUGACUGUGGCUUUCGGAUUCGGCAAAAGUGAAGACAUCAUUUCCGAAAGACAAUUGAACUGGGAAUCUGCAGUCUACGGUGAUGUGUUUCAUUCACCGUUUGCGGACACAUUUGAAACCUUGCCCAAGAAAGUGCUGAGCUUGUUGGACACAGCGUACAAAGCAUGUCCGGAGCCAAUACCUUUUAUAAUUAAAGUAGACGAUGAUGUGUUCGUUAAUUUAUUUUCUCUUGAAGAUCUUAUUACAGAACUGCACACUCAUGCCAAGGAAAAGAAAAUCUGGUGCCUAGUUUGGGAAAGAAUGCCUGUCAUAAGAUCACCUGAAUCCAAGUACUUGGUUCAUCACUCUGAUUUCAACGAGAGUACAUAUCCUGCAUACUGUUCAGGUCCAGCCUAUAUUCUCAGUUCUGUUGCUUUGAAAGCCAUUCUUAAACAAUUCUAUGAAACAGAAAAGGGAGAAACUAGUUUUCCUUUAGAAGAUGUUUACAUUACUGGUAUACUUGCCAAAGCAAGUAGGCUCCUUCACGUGCAAAUUGGAACCAGAUAUGCAUUCAGUUCUCUCAACGAGAAAGAUGUCACAUCUGGAAAAACCAUUUUUGCUCACUUAGGUUCAACUGCUGCAGAGUCUAUCAAAUACUUUUGGAAUGUUCUAAUGUCAAAGAAAACUGAUGUACUUAAAAAGCACACGACUGCCUUAACUUAAUAAAGUUAUUUUAUGCUUUUCUA
Molecule: messenger RNA, 1855 nt
Organism: Stegodyphus dumicola
Lineage: Eukaryota; Metazoa; Arthropoda; Arachnida; Araneae; Eresidae
Product: beta-1,3-galactosyltransferase 5-like
Biological process (GO): protein O-linked glycosylation
Cellular component (GO): Golgi membrane
Molecular function (GO): hexosyltransferase activity
Source: RefSeq, a predicted model, not a curated record